This is a messenger RNA of Carassius auratus (goldfish), 3410 nucleotides long. RefSeq names its product ribonuclease P protein subunit p25-like. The transcript is spliced from 4 exons. The record is from RefSeq and is a predicted model, not a curated record. The coding region runs from base 1015 to 1647 and encodes 210 amino acids. NCBI's taxonomy places the organism in Eukaryota, Metazoa, Chordata, Actinopteri, Cypriniformes, Cyprinidae. Gene Ontology annotation, biological process: tRNA 5'-leader removal. Gene Ontology annotation, cellular component: ribonuclease MRP complex. Gene Ontology annotation, molecular function: RNA binding.
AAUAAAGAGAGGAGAGGAGAGGAGAGGAGAGGAGAGGAGAGAAAUGAGGAGAUAAUAAUUAACAGGUCUGAACUUUAAAAUGUCUACAGAUUAUUUACAGCUUCACUACCCCUCUCUUGCCUUGCAAAAACAAACAAACAAACAAAUAAAUAAAUAAAUAAAUAAUACAUCCAGUAUAAUUAUAUUUCAAAAACUUUUCUUCAGUGUAUGUUUAUGAUUUUAUAGAAAUAUAAUGACAUGCUACUAUUAAUCAAGAAAAACCGCUGUAGAUAUUUUUGGUUGUACAUUUAUAACUAUUAUGCAAUCGUACAAAACAUUCUUUGUUCAGUAGGUCACGUGUUUCCGCCCUUUGAACUAUGCGGGAAUGAGACGCACAAGCAGACGCUCAUCAUCACAAACAUGAGCUGAGAGAACAAAUCCAUCUACUGGUUCGAUCCAGUGCUGAGGGCUGUGAGGUGUCAGUGCUGUUCUGGAGAGUUAAUUAAACCCUGCUGCCCCUCAGUUCCUCGUCAGACGUGUCUCAGGGCUUCAGGCUCAGGGGGCUGUGUAUCUCCUUCUGAGUGAUGAGGUAUUUACGAGGCAGCACGAGCGCCGGGCGAGAGACAGACAGAUUGCAGCUCCGCCGGCACGUGGAGGAAGACGAGAAACAGUAAAGGACAGCGAAAGAGAGGACGAUGCACUCCACAGACUGCAUCCACAAAGUGCCAAAAAGGACAACAGGAGAAAACGGAGCAACCCAAGACAAGAGCUGGAUCGUCCCGCAGAAGUAAGUGUGCCCAAAACACCUCGGAGGAAUUGCCACUUAAUUUCCAGAAGUUCAAGUCUAGGAGAACAAAGUUUACCAGGGCGACUGGAUGCUGCUUGUAGAAGGACAUGCGUGUUAUUCACAUGCACGUGAAUUACAGUUCAUUUUGUCUGUUUUUAAAUCUAAGUCAUGAGUUAAAUUCUGGUUAAAAAGGACACGAAUCACAGAUGAUUUGGGGGGAAUUGCAUGCAUUUUGAGCGUUUAAGAUAAUGGAGCUCAGCAUUGAUCCGGACACCCUUCUGUCCGUUCCGGGUAAGACUGCAAACGUCUCCGCUUCGUCGCCUUUCCUUAAACAGAGUCACGCAAGCGGGUUUAAGAAAGUGUGUCGGAUCGAAGAGGAAAGCACGUGUCCGUUCCCCGGCCUUCCCUCAGGAGUGCUGGAGAUGAGGGUGAAGGAGGGCAGCAAGAUACGCAAUCUCAUGGGUUUCGCCAUGACACGCAUGCAGAGCGACCCCCGGGACGCCGGUCAAACCGGACUGAGACAGGUAGUGUUCACCGGGUCCGGACGAGCCGUGACCAAAACCAUCACGUGUGCCGAGAUCAUGAAGAGAAAGCUUGGCGGCCUCCAUCAGAUGACCAAGCUGCAGUACAAGGGUCUGCGCGAGGUCUGGGAGAGUCAAGAGGGAGGCGAUUCGGAGGUGACCGUCCACCGGACGCUUCCCUCCAUCAGCAUCCUGCUCUCCAAAGACCCUCUGGACCCUCAGGAACCGGGCUACCAGCCUCCGGAGAACGGCUUGUGGGACGAGAGGAAUGGAGGAGAAGCUUCGCAGACGGCGGAGAAACGAUCAGCAGACUCGUCUGAGUCUCUGACAGAGCCACGGGCGAAGAGAGUCUGUCUCUGAGGAUCAUUAAAGACCGAAACUCUCUCGGAAACAGCCUGACUGACUUUCACAACCAAAUACACAUGCACAUCCCAUCACAGUCUUGAUUUAGGAGUUUACAUCCAGGUUUUGAGCAUGCAAUUUAAUUCUUAGAUAGAAUCAGACAAGCGUUCCCUGGAAAUGCAUGAACUGAUUCACAUGCAUAUAUGUAAUAAACAUGAUUUUAAAAAAAAAACAUUUUGAAGCAGAACCACGUUCUUUGGUUAAAACCGGUCCGAUGCAUGCAAACGUCUCAGAUGGGCAUCAGAGUGAGAUGGAGUGAUGCUGUGUUGUUUUAUUAGAGAGCUGACCCAACCCACAAAUACACAUCACAUCACAGUCUUGAUCUUAAAUCCAGGUUUUGAGCAUGCAAUUUAAUUUUUAGAUGUAAUGAGACGAGUGUUCCCCGGAAAUGCAUAAAAAAUAGAAUGCAGUUGGAAAAUGCAUACAUUUGCUAAAUGCACAUAAGUGCAAUUAAAACAUUAGUAAAAGCAUUUAUGUAAAAAUAAAGGGGCUUCUCGAUGCAACCUUUGUUGUCUAAACGGUUCCAUAAAGAACCUCAAACAUCUGAAGAACCUUUCAGUUUCACAAAAGGUUGUUUGUGGCGAAAGAAGGUUCUUCAGAUUAUAAAAAGGUAAGAAAGAAAUGCAUCUUUGAAUCAAACGUUGUUCUUCUAGCAUCGCUGUGAAGAACCUUUCAAACACAUUUAUUUUUAAGAGCGAGAAGCGCAAACGGCUCAAAUGGGCUUCAGAGUCAGAUGGAGAUGAUUUCAGAUGCUUCAUAAAGUCUCGUGUUUCUGGAAAGAUUUGUUGUUUUAUUAGAGAGCCGGUAAAACCUUGUUAAGAUGCAGUUUGAGAUAGGAGUGUUUUCAUUGUAUUAUUCAUUACCCACAGUUCUUCAGAGCUCCAGUGUGCAGUUUCUGUGCAAAUCAACUGUUUGCUCCUCAUGCUUUCUCUUUGGUUUUAACCACACAGAAAGUGCCACCUGUGCAACUUUCCCGAGACGAGUUCAAACGCUUUCAUCCGGACAAAUAGAGCGGCACGUCGUAGUACAGCACCAGAUCCUGAUAAAUGUCUUUUGAGGGAUUUAUUUGAGGGACGGUUGAUUUAAUUACAUUCACCCUGAUAAGCUUCUACCUGCAGACUGAACUAAACUGCACCGCAUUACAUAAUGUCACCAUCAUAAUGCGCGAUUGCAUUUCUGAGAUGAGUAAUCUUCUGGAAAAGCAAACAUCUAGUCUGGCAGAAUGUUUGUGAGACGGAAAAAGCAAUUUCCAUCUUAAGGAGUAGAAAAACGUUUUGUGACAGGCAGAGCUUUUUCAGUAAACAUCAUGGACCUUGUGCAUGCUUUAAAAUGGGAGUAUUAUUUCUUCAAAGUCAACAUGAAAGUGGCUUAUUCCCUUCUGUGUAUUGAAAUCUUUCAUUAAAAUCAAUUGCAACAUGCAAAAUAAUGCCAUCAGACAACUUUUCCAUCAGCUCUCAAUGUUCUGUUGGAAAUGCAUCAUAUUAAAUCAUUAAAAACUAAUGCUGAAUUCAUUCAGAAUUACAGAUUAUGGUGAUUUUUUUCUCUGUUGCACCAUGAAACAAACAUUUAUUGACAUGAUUUUUAAAUAUUGAGUUUUCCCAAAACAAUGUUUUGGUAUUUGUACUGAAAAACUAGAAUAAUAAAAUAAUUUUUUGCAAUGUCAUCUUCAUGCAACACUUUUAUAAAUGCAUCUUUGAAAAAAAAAAAAACAUUAAAAGAAC